Aspergillus pseudonomiae is the source of this 4317-nucleotide messenger RNA. Its product is annotated as putative RSC complex subunit (Sth1). The transcript has 3 exons. Gene Ontology annotation, molecular function: DNA binding; ATP-dependent chromatin remodeler activity; ATP binding. Gene Ontology annotation, biological process: positive regulation of transcription by RNA polymerase II. The record is from RefSeq and is a predicted model, not a curated record. Lineage: Eukaryota; Fungi; Ascomycota; Eurotiomycetes; Eurotiales; Aspergillaceae. Gene Ontology annotation, cellular component: nucleus. The coding region runs from base 1 to 4317 and encodes 1438 amino acids.
AUGGCGACUGGGAACAUGAGCCUGCCGCCAAAUUUGACGCAGCAGCAUAUUCAAGAGGUUUUUCAGAAGUACAAGCAGAUGCAAGAGCAAGGUGUCCGCCAUGAUGACCCCGAGUUCCUGAAAGCCCAGCACCUUCUCUCGGCCGUUCAGCGACAGCAGUUCUUCCAGAAGCAAAGACAAGUUGCACAACAGCAGCUUCAGGCACAACAGCGUCAACAAAUGAAUGGCACCGGUCCUGACUCUGCCGCCAUCAAUGGUGUGAAUGGUAAGCCCGCCGCUUUUAAGUCUUUCUCCGUGCACUGGCUAGAUUCCUUGUCUAACCGUGUCAUUGGCAACCCAGGUCGAACGAACUCAGUGUCUUCCGGUACUAGCGCCGUUCAGGAUGGCACUUCCACCCAAGCAGGUAGUCAGCAGCAAGCUCUAGGGCAGGCUGCCUCUCAGAAAGGAGCACCUGUUGCUAGUGGUAGUUUUUCGGCUGAGCAGCUGGCCACGCUUAGAAAUCAGAUUGUCGCUUUCAAGUGGCUGUCAAAGAAUCUCUCAAUCCCAGCUCGUGUUCAGGAACAACUGUUCGCAUCUAAGAAACAGCAAACCCCCGCGCCCUCAGAUAAUGUGACGGCAGCAGAGAGCGUCAUAGAAAGCGUAUCUCAAAACAAGACCGAACAGCUUGCUAGUACGACGGAAGCUCCCCCCCAAUCUAAAGAUUUCUAUGAAACUUUUCAAUCGCCCUAUGAUUCAGUUCCCAAAACCAUCAGCUUUUCCGACCACGCCUCUCGCGCAUAUCGUACGCGCAUCCCUGCCUUGAUGCCACCUGGUAUUGAUUUGGAACAGGUGCGCGAGGAAAGAGAGCUGGUUCUGUAUAAUAAGAUCAACGCCCGGAAAGCGGAAUUGGCUGAGCUGCCUGCUAAUAUAGGCGUAUGGGAUACAAGCCGGAGCGAUACCCCAACAGGUGAUGACUCGUUGAAGUUGAAGGCCCUCAUUGAAUACAAGAUGCUCAAUCUCCUUCCUAAGCAACGGAUGUUCCGAAAACAAAUACAGAACGAGAUGUUUCACUUCGAUAAUCUAGGAAUGACCGCAAACCGCUCUAAUCAUCGCCGUAUGAAGAAGCAGUCAUUGCGUGAGGCUAGAAUUACUGAGAAGUUAGAGAAACAACAGCGUGAUGCCCGUGAGACCAGAGAGAAGAGGAAGCAAUACGAUCAACUCCAAGCCAUCCUUAACCACGGCGCUGAGCUCCAGAAUGCUGCAAAUCAGCAGCGUACCCGUAUGCAGAAACUGGGUCGUAUGAUGCUUCAACACCACCAGCACAUGGAACGUGAGGAGCAGAAGCGUGUCGAGCGUACUGCUAAGCAACGUCUCCAGGCCCUUAAGGCUAACGAUGAGGAGACGUACUUGAAACUUUUGGGACAGGCCAAAGAUUCACGUAUCUCUCACCUGCUCAAACAGACUGACAACUUCCUUAAACAGCUUGCCGCUUCGGUUAGAGAGCAGCAACGUAGCCUGGCCGAACGAUACGGCGAGGAUGAUCAGUUCUACGAUGAAGAAGAAGAGGAGGAAGAAGACGUUGGGUCCGGAACUGACGACGAAACUGGCGGAAGACGCAAGAUUGAUUACUAUGCUGUCGCCCAUAGAAUUAAAGAAGCUGUCACCGAGCAGCCUACUAUCCUUGUUGGUGGCACACUCAAGGAAUAUCAGAUGAAGGGACUGCAAUGGAUGAUCUCACUUUAUAACAACAACCUCAAUGGUAUUCUGGCAGACGAGAUGGGUCUUGGAAAGACCAUUCAGACCAUUAGUUUGAUCACGUACAUCAUUGAAAAGAAGAAGAACAAUGGCCCGUUCCUUGUCAUUGUGCCUCUCAGUACUCUCACCAAUUGGAAUUUGGAAUUCGAGAAAUGGGCCCCGUCCGUCGCGAGAGUUGUCUAUAAGGGCCCCCCGAACGCGCGUAAGCAGCAGCAGCAGCAGAUUCGCUGGGGUAACUUCCAGGUUUUAUUGACUACCUACGAAUACAUUAUCAAGGAUCGACCAAUUUUGAGCAAGGUCAAGUGGAACCACAUGAUCGUCGAUGAGGGCCACCGCAUGAAAAACACGCAGUCAAAGCUGAGCAGCACUCUCUCACAGUACUACACCAGCCGGUAUCGUUUGAUUCUGACCGGUACUCCCUUGCAAAACAAUUUGCCAGAAUUGUGGGCACUUCUGAAUUUCGUUCUGCCAAACAUCUUCAAAUCUGUGAAAUCGUUCGAUGAGUGGUUUAAUACUCCAUUCGCCAACACUGGAGGCCAGGAUCGAAUGGAGUUGUCCGAAGAAGAACAGUUGCUGGUCAUCCGCCGCCUGCACAAGGUUCUUCGUCCCUUCUUGCUUAGACGUCUCAAGAAGGAUGUUGAGAAAGAUCUACCAGAUAAACAAGAAAGGGUCAUCAAGUGCCGUUUCUCUGCCUUGCAGGCCAAGCUCUACAAGCAGCUUGUCACGCAUAACAAGAUGGCUGUUAGCGAUGGAAAGGGAGGCAAGACUGGCAUGCGCGGUCUCAGCAACAUGUUGAUGCAGCUGAGGAAACUUUGCAACCAUCCUUUCGUCUUUGAGCCUGUAGAAGAUCAAAUGAACCCUGGGCGCGGGACCAAUGAUCUACUUUGGCGUACCUCAGGUAAAUUCGAACUACUGGACAGAAUCCUGCCCAAGUUUCGGGCCACUGGUCACCGCGUCUUGAUGUUCUUCCAGAUGACUCAGAUCAUGAACAUUAUGGAGGAUUUCUUGCGCCUUCGUGGAAUGAAGUAUCUCCGCCUUGACGGUUCCACUAAGUCUGACGACCGCUCCGAUCUCCUGAAACUAUUCAACGCAGAGAAUUCGGAGUACUUCUGCUUCCUGCUCUCCACACGUGCGGGUGGUCUCGGUCUUAACCUUCAGUCUGCAGACACUGUCAUCAUAUUCGAUUCAGACUGGAACCCCCACCAAGAUCUGCAAGCUCAAGAUCGUGCGCAUCGUAUUGGUCAAAAGAAUGAAGUUCGUAUCCUUCGUUUGAUUAGUUCCAAUUCCGUGGAAGAGAAGAUUCUUGAACGUGCACAGUUCAAGCUCGACAUGGAUGGCAAGGUCAUUCAGGCAGGAAAGUUCGACAACAAGUCUACUAAUGAAGAACGAGAAGCCUUACUGCGGACGCUCCUCGAAACUGCCGAGGCCGCUGAUCAGAUCAAUGAACAGGAGGAAAUGGAUGAUGAUGAUUUGAAUGAUAUCAUGGCACGAUCUGAUGACGAGCUGAUUGUAUUCCAGCGCCUCGACAAGGAGCGACCAACAAUAGAUCCUUACGGACCUGGUCACCCGCUUCCACGCUUGAUGGGAGAGGAUGAACUUCCAGACAUUUAUGUCUCUGAAGAGAACCCUGUUACGGAUGAGGUCGAGGUUGAGAUGGCUGGUCGUGGCGCACGUGAGCGCAAGGUUACUCGGUACGACGAUGGUCUCACUGAGGAGCAAUGGCUCAUGGCUGUGGAUGCCGACGAUGACACAAUUGAAGAUGCCAUCGCUAGAAAGGAGGCCAGAGUUGAGCGUCGUCGUGUCAACAAGGAACGACGUCAACGGAAGGUGGUUGGUGAUUCUUCGCCUGAACCGUCUCGUGAAAGCUCUGAAACACCACAGCCUAAGAAACGCGGUCGCAGAGGUCCUGCGCCGAAACGCAAGGCAGAAGAGCUUGUGGAAGAGACUCCUCAGCCGAAGCGUAAGAGGGGUAGACAGGCUAAGCCUGUGGAGACCUUGAACCCAGAGGAUCGUGCUACACUGCAACGCAUACUCAACAAUACAUAUCAAGCGUUGAUGGACAUGGAGCAAGAGUUACCAGCAGAUUCUUCCGAUAGCGAAGAUGGCCCAGUGACCCGGUCUAUAAUUGAGCCAUUCAUGAAGCCACCCCCGAAGUCGCAAUAUCCCGACUACUACAUGAUCAUCCAGAACCCGAUUGCUAUGGAAAUGAUUCGAAAGAAGAUUAACCGUGACGAAUACCAGAAUUUGAAGGACUUCAGGAAUGAUAUCCAUCUCCUUUGUCAAAAUGCUCGAACUUAUAAUGAAGAUGGCAGCAUCCUGUUCCAAGAUGCCAAUGAUAUCGAGGCAAAAUGCCUGAGUGAACUGAAGAGAGAGACCGAGGGCUACCCGCAAUUUGCCAACUAUGACGACCAGGGAGCGCCUGCUGGUCAUGAUCAGUCUCUCGCGGCAACCCCCAGCGUCGAAACUCCUAGCGCUGUCACAACCCCCGGCCAACCGAAGCUAAAGCUUACAUUCAACAGUGGUAACCGGGACAGUACAGGAGCCACCAACGGAACUCCACAGGCUGGAAUAACUGAGGAGUGA